AUGGCGCGGCCCGUCGUCGAAUAUGAGGCGGCAGUGCCGCCGCGCUCCGCCUGUGUCUACACCAGCUGUUACUGCGAAGAAAACGUUUGGAAACUUUGUGACUACAUCAGGAGUCAGAAUCGAUACCGUUUGGAAGAAUUUUACGCUGUUUUCAUAUCGAAUAAUAGAAGGAUGAUUCCGCUCUGGAAGCAGAAGUCAGGAUGUGGAGAUGAGCCUGUUUUCUGGGACUACCACGUUAUUCUGCUUCAUGCUUCCGGUGAGCAAAACUUUAUUUAUGAUCUUGACACAGUGUUGCCAUUUCCAUGUCCUUUUGAUGUGUACAGUGUGGAGGCCUUUAGGUUGGAUGACAGCCUUCAUCCAGAAUUACACAGGAAAAUCAGAAUGAUUCCAGCAGAUUUGUACUUGAAGACAUUUGCUUCAGACAGAUCUCACAUGAAAGAUGCAUAUGGGAAAUGGCAGAAACCUCCUCCGUCAUACCCUUGCAUUGAAACUGCAGAUUCCAAGAUGAACUUGGAUGAUUUCAUCAGUAUGAAUCCCAGCGUGGGGUGGGGCUCAGUGUUAACCCUUUGUGACUUUGUGCAUCGAUUUGGUGGACAAACUAAAGACAGCUUGUCCUUGGAAGGACAGUGACCUGAACAAAGAAGUUCUCCCUGCUUCUGUUCUGAGUGUCUGUGUUUUGUUUUGCUGCUUUUUACACUUCU
Molecule: messenger RNA, 701 nt
Organism: Indicator indicator
Lineage: Eukaryota; Metazoa; Chordata; Aves; Piciformes; Indicatoridae
Gene: NTAQ1
Product: N-terminal glutamine amidase 1
Exons: 6
Coding region: 1-630 (209 amino acids)
Cellular component (GO): nucleus; cytosol
Molecular function (GO): protein-N-terminal asparagine amidohydrolase activity; protein-N-terminal glutamine amidohydrolase activity
Source: RefSeq, a predicted model, not a curated record